AUGUCGUUCUCGUCAUCUGGGCCAGCCGCUGCUUCCGCUUCGAGCGACGACGACUUCCACCUCACGCAUGUGCUGCGCGCUCACACUUCCGACGUGCGCUGUGUGGCGACGACGCUCGAUCCGCUCUCUGGUCGUGAGGCGUUGCUGUCUGGGUCGCGCGACGAAACCGCCGUGCUGUGGUCGCGCGAGCAAUCCCCCAACGCAGCCUUCGACAAAGACGCAAGCUUCCACGGCCACCGAUUCUGCAGCGCGGUCGAGUUCAUCUCACCCAGCACCUCCGCUGGCCUUCCACGCGGUCAAGUCCUAACCGGCAGUCUUGACGCUCAGAUCCGGUGCUUCGAUCCGCUGCGCCCGGACAAACCGCUGCAGCUGCUCAGCGACCACUGGGACAACGUCGCGGUGCUCAAAGCGCACACCGCAGACGAGCCGGUAUUCAUCUCGGGCAGCUGGGACAAGACCGCACGCGUGUGGGUGUGGGACCGCACAGUCGCCAAGUGGGCGUGCAGGUGGGUGCUGCGCACCCACGAACAGGCGGUGUGGGGCGUCGAGAUCAUCGAGCCACCCACGGCCACGCAGUCGGGAAAGUACCUCACCGCUUCCGCCGAUCUGUUCAUAAGGCUGUUUCACGGCGACCAGCUUCAUACCGUCUAUGCCGGACACACGGACGUCGUACGCUCGCUUCUACUGCUGCCCCCACUUGCACCCACCGACGGUGCUGGCAGUGCAGACCCCGUGCUGUUUCCGGACGAGAGGCUGUUUGCGUCGUCGUCCAACGACGGUACGGUGCGCAUCUGGUCGCUCGACGCGCGCCGCAGUCCGACCCAGGGCAAUGGCGGCGACGCGGUGCGCGUGCUGCGCGGACACACCAGCCUCGUGUACAGCCUAGCCACGUACCAAGACGCAUCAGGAUCGCGACUGGUGAGUAGUGGUGAAGACGGCACGUUCCGCAUCUGGAAUCCCAUCUGCUCGCGAUUACUGCACACUAUCGCUGUGCCCGUAGUGUCGGUAUGGGCGGUAGCGGUGUUGCCCGCAUCGAACGAUAUCGUCGUCGGCUGCAGUGAUGGUCUGGUUCGCGUCUACUCUCGCCAGGCCGCGCGCGCCGAGGAGGACAGCAAGAUGCUCGGUGCGCCGCUGUCUGCGGGUGAAGCCGAGGCGGAAGCACAAAAAGCAGCCGAGGUGCAACGAACCCUGGCGACACGCAACACCGAGACGUCCGAGCAAAGCACGCAGGAUGGCACCCACGAUGCGGUGCUCCACAUCGACAUUGCCGACGACAAGCCGCCGCUACCACUUGCGGUCAGCCGCUCGCACAACUGGCUCCAAGUCGCCUCGGACUUUGUCGCGCUUCAUGCACUGCCGCACUCGUACAUCGAGCGCAUCGUCGAGUAUAUCCAGCUCGUCUUUCAAUAA
Messenger RNA from Moesziomyces aphidis, 1410 nucleotides. NCBI's taxonomy places the organism in Eukaryota, Fungi, Basidiomycota, Ustilaginomycetes, Ustilaginales, Ustilaginaceae. The record is from the annotation of a GenBank genome assembly.